Messenger RNA from Blepharisma stoltei, 819 nucleotides. The record is from the annotation of a GenBank genome assembly. NCBI's taxonomy places the organism in Eukaryota, Ciliophora, Heterotrichea, Heterotrichida, Blepharismidae.
AUGAAAGCGUCAAUAAAUACAAAAACCCAGCUUUCUUCAAAGAAUAAUUCACCAAAAAUAGCUUUGCCUUUCUUUCACAGUCGUUCCUCCUCUGAUGCUUUUCUCAAUCUUGAUCCCCAUGCUUUUACUUCAAGAAAUGAAUUGUUAACAUUUAAAAGCAGAAGAUUAACACGUGAAUCUUCUCAUACAGUACAAGGCUUAUCUCGUCAAGGCUCUUUUAUUCCUUUCCUUAAAGACCCUCAAUUACCUUCAGCAUUCAAAAUAAAUUAUAAUUCAUGCAGUGCCACUGAACUAUUUUCUGUAUCUCCAAAGCAACAAGAGAGAUUAGAUAAAAUAAAUAGUGUAUAACUCAUGCACCUUAAUAAAUCUCUAUACCCCAGCAGAAUGCCGACCAGAAAAAAAUAUGGCACUGGGCACUGCCUUAUACAGUAUAAGUCUGAUUAGGCACCUUAAAGCCAUAGACGGAGAUUUGUCAUUUUCUUUUUUACUUUUCAAAAAAGCUGACAAGUACAAAUUAAUUUUGGAAAUUAAAAAGGAUAGCCAAUUAUGAUCUAAAAUAUUUCAGGGGCUAUAUUAUCCAAUAUUAACCAAGCUUCAAAUAUCAAACUACAAUCCAAAUUAAAUAGAACAAAAAAGAAAUGCGAAAUAUUAGAAGACGAGAUUAAGCUUAUUUCAAGAAUUAAAUAUGACGAAAUCAAAGAAACUAAUAGAAGCAGAUGAAAAAGGGCGAGAUUCAGAACUGUGAACUCCCAAGAUAUAUUAACAAAAAAAGAAUUCAAAGAACUUAUGGUUACUUGGAGAAGACAGAUGAAUACUUAG